Molecule: messenger RNA, 927 nt
Organism: Monascus purpureus
Lineage: Eukaryota; Fungi; Ascomycota; Eurotiomycetes; Eurotiales; Aspergillaceae
Source: the annotation of a GenBank genome assembly
AUGCUGUCUAGACUCUGCGGGACUGGGAGAUCAGUGGGAGUGUUCGUGAGGAACAUAAAACCUUGUUUGGCCAUCUGUUCCUUUCAUUUCUUUCGUCUACCCAUUUCGUUAGCAACAACAGAAAAGAAAAGAAGGCGAGGAAAGAUGGCAGUGGCAGAGAAGAGAAAGGCCCGGCUGCAGGAAUACCUCGCGGCCGAAGUAAAUGUAAAACAUGCCGACGUGCUGAUUCUCGUCUGUUGUCUUAGUUCGGGCAUGGUUGACAGCACUCUCUACAGUGCCUACGACACCUUCGUCUCCAUGCAAACCGGAAACACCAUCUUCCUUGGCCUGGGCGCCUCCAACCAAAACAGCCGGCCGUACGGCUGGGCCCAUUGUCUGACCUCCAUAGCCACCUUCAUCGUCGGCUGUUUCUUCUUCUCCCGCCUGAACCAGUUCUUCGGUGCUCGUCGCAGAGGAACAUUGGUAGCCUCUUUCUUCAUCCAAUCUGUCCUGAUCCUGGUAACAGCCGGCAUAAUCACCGGAGGCGUGAUCCAGGGCAUCGCACGACCAACUGAGAUAGCUCCAACGGGGACAAUGGAAUACAGCCCUCAAUGGUCGCAGGAAGCGCCAAUCGUGCUCCUGAGUUUCCAAGCAGCCGGGCAGAUCGUCACCAGCCGGGCGUUGGGAUUCAAUGAGGUCCCGACAGUCGUGAUCACCAGCCUGCUGUGCGAUCUGAUGUCGGACCCGAAGUUGUUCGUCAAGCACAACGUGAAGCGUAACAGGCGCAUCGUGGGGUUUACGCUCACGCUUGUCGGUGCCAUUGCUGCCGGGUGGAUUACGAAGGCCUCGGGGAAUAUCUAUGCGGUGCUGUGGAUUGUGGGCGGGUUUAAGAUGGGCAUUGCUGUUGCUUGGGGAGUGUGGAAGUCCCUUCCAUUGUCCCCGGUUUGA